GUCCAGCUCGCCACGUGCGAGGGCCUCCCGAGCUGCAGCGACGCGUGUGUACCGCGGGACUGCGAGCUCGAGGACUGGAGCGGCUGGAAGGCCAUGGGCAGCUGCUCGGGGCUCUGCGAGCGCAAGCGCAGGGUCAACACCUCGAACAACGAGUGCGGAGCCCCCUGCGAGGGCGCCCUCUCGGAGACCUCCGCGCGCCCAGAGUGCCUGCAGAGCAGCUGCGCCGUGGAGGACCGGAACUGCACCUGGGACGCGUGGGAGGACUGGGCCCCGUGCGCGUCCAAAAGCGCGCAGAGCUUCCGCAGCCGGCGGGCGAAGACGGAGCAGAGCGGCAGGGGGGAGUCGUGCACAGGCGGGUGGAACGAGACGCGGCCCUGCGGCGGCCCCGAGCCCGUGGACUGCGUCCUGACGGCGAGUGGACCACCUGCAGCGCGAGCUGCGGCGGAGGCGUGGGGGGCUCAGCGGCCUCGCGGCCUCGCGGCCUGCGAGUUGUGCGGAGCCUGCGCCGCCGCGGAGGCCAUCGCGAUCCCGAGGAGGCGCAGCGUGGAGUUGCAGUGCCAGACUGAGGCCUGUGGAGGAGGAAGGCCCGACGCGGGCCCGAAGACGCUCGAGAGCUUCCCCCGCCGAGGCUCGAGGAGGCGGAGCUCGGCAUCGCCCUGCCGCCCACCAUCGCCGGACGUCGCUGCCUCCGGCGACUGGUCGCUGGCCGUCACGGCCAGCGUCCAGGUCAGCGCUGGAGGCUGGACCACCGGAGAGGGCGGCCGCGCUGGCCGGCCUUGGGCUGGCGCCGCGGCCGUCCAGGCCACCAUUGCUGGCGUCGUCGCCUCCCCGAUGCUCGCCCGACCAGCUCCAGUCGCGACGAGGGAGCUCCCCGAGGGGAGCAAGCUGAGCAGCGAGACGCGGACUGCGGUCGACGUUCUGGGGGAGCGCGAAGAUCUCACGGCCAGCCCGCCGACGGCCCCCGAGGAGGGCUUCGACAGCCAGUACAAGGUCGACGAGAGCAGCUACAUCGGUACGGGCAAGUUUGCGGUUGUGCAUCUCUGCUGGCGGCGGCAUAACCCGGAGCAGAGAUUCGCGCUGAAGGUGAUCAACACGCGAGUCGGCGACCAAGCGAGUAUGAACCGCAUUCGGGAGGAGAUCAGCAUAUUGCAGGUGCUCAGGGCCCAUCCAGGUCUCGUGAGCCUGGUCGACGUGGACGAGACCCUCCCUGGCAGCAUCCGCCUGGUGCUGGAGCUGUGCGAGGGGGGGGAGCUGUACGACAGGAUCCAGCAGAAGCAGUACUACCCCGAGCAGGAAGCGAAAGCUUGUUGCUACAACCUGCUCGACGCGAUCGCCUACAUCCACGGCAAGGGCGUCAUGCACAGGGAUCUGAAGCCCGAAAACAUAUUGCUGGCUAGCAAGGUCAGCAACACGGACGUCAAGAUCUCGGACUUCGGGCUGGCCAAGAUGUCGAGGGACUACCCCCGACGGCUGCCGCGGUCGCACUCCAUCUGCGGCUCCGACUUCUACCUCGCGCCCGAGGUGAUCAAGCAGGAGGAGUACGGCCGGGAGAUCGACAUCUGGGCCGUCCCGGCGGCGCGCAGCGGACCACCCCCCUGGCCCAUGGUCCGCUUCUGCCCGCCGCCGACCGUCGGCGUCAUCGCCUACGUGCUCCUCAGCGGCUCCCUGCCGUUCUUCCACAACGUGCUCCACAAGCUCUACCGGCAGAUCGUGGAGCGGGACCUGAGCUUCCCAGAGCAGGCCUGGAAGAACGUCUCCAAGGGCGCCCAGGACUUCAUCCUGCGGAUGCUGCAGGUGCGUCCAGGCGACAGGCUCACCGCCGACCAGGCGCUGAGCCACCCGUUCCUGAGGGGGACAAACGGAGGCACGAGCUUCAACAGCGUCGACAGCCACAAUCCCCUGGUUCGCGGCGGCAGCCAGCCCGGCGCAGGGGCCCCCGCGAACUACUUCAGCGCGGCCUACGGGAACGCGGCCGCGCCUCCCGCGGGCCCGCCGCAAGGCCCCGACGCCCAUCGCGGCUGGGCCCCGCCGACUUCGGCGCACCCCCUGGAGCACGCGCACAACGUGAACUCCAGGGGCAACCCCAGGCCGACAGAGCAGCCCUACCAGGGCCAGCCCCCGGGCUUUGCCAGGGAGUUCUCGGGCCCGCCCCCGGGCACCGGGCCGGCGCACGGCCGCGGCCCUCAGGAGGCCUACGGCCCCCCGCCGGGCCAGGGCUACGGCCGCCCGCCCCCGGGCGGGCCCGCGGUCCCGGCCGGCUACUACUAG
Molecule: messenger RNA, 2268 nt
Organism: Prorocentrum cordatum
Lineage: Eukaryota; Dinophyceae; Prorocentrales; Prorocentraceae
Source: the annotation of a GenBank genome assembly